AUGUUGGCGCGAGGCAUGGCCCGGGCCCUCUCAGCAACCUCGGCAGACACAGCCGACGUCGACGCUGGCUUUGAGCAUGCACACGGCCUUGAGGUCGAGUUUGACGACGUGGUCAUGUCGUUCCUCUUCCUGAUUGCCGUGUGGGUGGGGGGCAAGGCGGCGGCGGGUAUGCGGAUGCCGUCGCUGGUGGGCGAGCUUGCCGUGGGCCUUGUGAUGGGGCCGCCACUCCUCGACGUUGUUCCGCUCGCCGAAGCGCUCAUGCUCUACGGAGAAGUCGGACUGCUGCUGUUGGUGCGCCGCUGCCGCCCCUCCGCCGUGCGCCGCUCCCAGUGGACGCCAGGCAUCGGAAUCCAGAAGGCGGCUGCGGCGAGCUCUGAACUCCUGUCCACCCGCAGCGCACAGAGAGCGCUGCGACACAGCCACCGACGGAAUCUCAUGCGUCUGCGCAUGCCGGCGCAGGUGCUCGAGGCGGGCCUCGACGCCGACCUGCCAAUGAUGCGCACCGUCGGCCCGCGCGGUGUCGCAAUCGCCCUGCUCGACCCUCUCGCCAGCCUCGCCGCGGGGUGCACGCUUGCGCCCUCCUCCAUCGGCAUCGCGCUCAACGUGCUCCGCGCCGCGGACGCGCUCAACACGCCGGUUGGCCAGCUGAUCAUCGCCUCCGCCGUGCUGGACGACGUGAUCGCGCUGCUGCUGCUCACUCUGCUGCAGGCGCUCGGCUCGGACGCCUCGCCCGCAUCGAUGGUCGCGCCGGCGGUCGCCUCGGUUGGGCUGAUGGCGGCGGCGGUGGUCAUCGCAAAGCAUGGGACCCCGCGCCUUGUCCGGCUCGCCGAGCGGGUCGCUCCUGCGCAGCUGCGGAGCGGGGGCCGUGCCGCCGAGGAGCGGGCGCUGCUGUUGCUGCUGCUGCUAGUCACGGCUGUCUUUGUGCCUCUGGCGCGCGCCUUUGCUCCGCUGGAGAGCUGGAGAGCCUUCGAGACGUACGCCGCGACGUGCCACGUCAAGCGGCUACAGUCGUGGCUCGUCAAGCUCUUCUUCGCUGCCACGUGCGGAUUCAUCGUCCCGCUCGCGUCGGGCUUGCUGGUGGUACCUGCAUCGCGCGCCAAUGUGUUAACGGUCGGCCUCACCAUGGCCGCGUGGGGUGAGUUCGCUUUCAUCGUCGCGACCGCCUCGCUCAACAGCGGCCUGCUCGACCAGACGACCUUCGCCGCGCUGCUGCUCGCUGUCCUCGCGUCGGUGGUGAUUGCGCCGGUGCUCGCGCGCGCCGCCCUCCGCGGCUCGCAGAGGCGGAAAGAGCGCGCCAUCCUCGACGCCAUCAAGGGGGGGCGACGAGCUGGCGCGCGCGCGGGGCCGGUGGUGGACGUGUCAACAGCGCCCGUCUUCUUUCGGCUGCGCACGUCGGCGCCACCAGCGUGGGGGCUGAGCGUGCGGCUGAUGGAUCUGAUUCGGCAGCACGGCCUCGAGGCGCGCGUCCUCGACUUUCGCUCGCACCAGUACGCUUCGGCUAUCCUCUUUGAGGUCCACCUCAAGGAUGCCGACUUGCGCGCCCCGCCGACGCGUGCUUUGAGCGCCGACGACGAGGCGGUUGUGCGGCGGCGGCAGUCCGACUUGCUCGCUAUCUUUUCGCCCCUUUGCGGCGGAGGAGGCUCGUGCGUGCUCGAGCGGUGGCUCCCGGGAGAAGCGCUCGCCUCGCGGCUGCCGCGCGCAGGGGUAGAGCCGGCGCAGUCGCAUCUCGCGCAGGCGCUCGAGGGAGAGGAGGACACGGACUUCGCAGAGAGCUCGUACAAGUGUGCUGCCCGCUCGGCGUCGCGCGACGCCUUCUCCCUCACGGGUGCCGGGACUAGGCUUGGCGCUUUUUGUGGCGGUGGCGGCGGCAUGGGCCCGCCUUCGCCGCGGAUCGCAGCGCCGGCUUUUGCACGGGGCGGCGGCGGCGAUCGUGGGGUUGACGCGGUGAUGCCUUCGUCUCCGAGGCCGCCAGAGUUACACACGGAGCUGACUGGGGAGCCGCUGGUGCGUCCCUCGCGGCGCGGCGAUUCGCUUCCCUCGCCCGACGAGCGCCAGUUCGUCUGA
Molecule: messenger RNA, 2064 nt
Organism: Emiliania huxleyi CCMP1516
Lineage: Eukaryota; Haptophyta; Isochrysidales; Noelaerhabdaceae
Exons: 7
Coding region: 1-2064 (687 amino acids)
Biological process (GO): proton transmembrane transport
Cellular component (GO): membrane
Molecular function (GO): antiporter activity
Source: RefSeq, a predicted model, not a curated record